AAAAGCUGGUUCUCGCGUGCGCGCCGAGGAGCGCGAGUUGGGAGUUUGAAAAAAUUAUCCAGCACGUAAGAGCUUAGUCAUGCCCAUACGCCCAACCUCUUCCUCGACCACGAUCUUGGUGCUGAUCUUGCAGAGACACUCGCGAUGAACGACAUGCGAUGACGGCAAAGAAGAGUUUGUCGCGACUGUUAUGCAUCCCCGGAAUCCGUAUGCGGAAAAAGAGCCCGAUUUUGCGGAGUUGGCGGCGUUUUACCCUGCGCUGAAGCGGUUUUUGACGAGGAACAGGUCGAUUGAUUUUCAGAGCCAUGAAGCGGUUUGUACACUCACGCAAGCCCUCCUCGCCCGAGACUUCGACCUAACCAUCACGCUCUCUCCCGACCGUCUCUGCCCGCGUGUGGCAAACAGGCUAAACUACAUCCUCUGGAUCCAAGAUCUUCUAGACUCUGACCUGUCUCGGGUACCCGGUGCGAAGGCUAGUGACGAGGUGCUUGGUCUGGAUAUCGGGACUGGCGCGUCGUGUAUUUAUCCGCUUCUGGGAUGCAGAUUGCGAAAGAACUGGAGAUUUAUCGCGUCAGACAUUGACUCAUCAGCAAUCUCAUCCGCCGCCGAAACCGUCGAGCGAAAUAAUUUCCACUCGCGCAUCUCACUCAUCAAAACCGACCCCGCCGGUCCCUUUUUCGAUAUCCUCGACACUUCCUCCUCCUCACCCUCCUCCGAAGCAGCGCCACGGUUCGCAUUUACCAUGUGCAACCCCCCGUUCUACGCCUCGAUCACCGAGCUCACCGCGCUGCGCUCUCUCAAAGCCUCCGCCCCGCACAGCGCGACUGUCGCGUACGAAACCGAGCUCGUGACGCAAGGAGGCGAACUUACCUUCGUCCUACGGAUGCUACACGAGAGCAUCGCGCUAUCACACAAAGACUCCGCGUCGCGAAUGACGUGGUACUCGAGCAUGUUUGGCAAACUAGACUCGGUGAAGGGAUUCGUUGCCGAGCUGAAUAACGUCGGCGUGGCGAAUUACGUCGUGGCGGAGUUCGUGCAGGGACCGCAGACCAGGCGGUGGGCUGUUGCGUGGAGAUUGGGGUUGUACAGAGCGUCUCCAGCGCUGACGAGACCUGGCUUCUCCUGCUCUGAAAAUAGCGCAGAGGCAGUCUCCGCCGCAUUGAAGAGCUUCCUUCCCCCGUCUACUGGAUUUAUCAUCCCGCUACCGCCGCCCUCGGAUCACCCUACCUCACCCGCGAUCGUGAUCUCCACGAUCCGCGAUUUUCUCGAGCGCGAAUACGGCGCGUCCAUGCACCUCUCUAUCCCCUCCGCCUCCAUCUCUCCAUCCAUCACCGGCUCCUGCCCGCAAGGAAACAUAUGGGCGCGAAGUUUCCGGCGUCAAAAGAAGCGGAAACGCGAUGACCAGCCAGAGACGCAGAAAGAUGAGGACGGCGACAGACUGUUUAUGUUUCGUAUCCUCGGAGAUGAGGAGGAUGGGGUGUGUAGGAAGGUUGUGGUGGAGUGGGUUUAUGGAGCUGAGGGGGCUGUUUUUGAGAGUUUUUGCGGGAUGAUGAAGAGGUUGUUGAGUAGCAUUCUCUUAGAGUAGAUUUG
Messenger RNA from Myxozyma melibiosi, 1590 nucleotides. RefSeq lists its product as uncharacterized. NCBI's taxonomy places the organism in Eukaryota, Fungi, Ascomycota, Lipomycetes, Lipomycetales, Lipomycetaceae. The transcript has 4 exons. The coding region runs from base 191 to 1585 and encodes 464 amino acids. Gene Ontology annotation, cellular component: nucleus. Gene Ontology annotation, molecular function: 23S rRNA (adenine(1618)-N(6))-methyltransferase activity. Gene Ontology annotation, biological process: rRNA base methylation. The record is from RefSeq and is a predicted model, not a curated record.